Molecule: messenger RNA, 713 nt
Organism: Eimeria necatrix
Lineage: Eukaryota; Apicomplexa; Conoidasida; Eucoccidiorida; Eimeriidae
Exons: 1
Source: RefSeq, a predicted model, not a curated record
CGGGGGGCCCCCCUGGGGGCCCCCCGGGGGGCCCCCAGGGGGGCCCCCAGGGGCCCCCGGGGGGCCCCCGGGGGCCCCUAGAUAUGUCUAAAGUGGUGUUGAAGGAAUAUGAAGAAACCCCUGCGGGGCCCACAACGCCGACGGGCAAUAUUAUAAUAGACUCUGUGAAUCGUUUGCUGGAUGAGUGGUACUUUGGCAAAGAAGAAGUGCAGCAGCAGCAGCAGCUGCUGCUGCAGCAGCAGCAGCAGCAGCAGCAGCAGCAGCAGCAGCGCGCGGCUGCAGCGGCGCGUGCAGCAGCAGCAAACAAGUGCAGAGGCAGCACGGACUACAGGGCCUUUUUGUCUUCUCUUUUUUCUUUUUCUUUUUUCCAAAAAAGUUCUUUUCCUCCGCUUCCUGCUGCAGUGCAGCAGGGCCGUUUUGCUGCUGCAGAUCCUUUUUCGCGGGAGCUGCUGAGUCAGCUUUCUCAGGGGGAAGCGGAAGUCCAUUUGCCCUACCUUCACUUCCACAAGCCGCUGCUGCAGCAGCAGCAGCAGCAGCAGCAGCAGCUGCAGCAGCAGCAGCUGCAGCAGCAGCUGCUGCAGCAGCAGCUGCUGCAGCAGCAGCACAGAAGCUCGAGCACCCCGAGGGAGGCGCGGCUGCUGCGGACAACAGCAGUCUAUUCCGGCACAAAAGACAGCAGCAGAAAGGUAAGCAGCAAAACAGCAAGCAGCUAG